Messenger RNA from Entrophospora candida, 429 nucleotides. NCBI's taxonomy places the organism in Eukaryota, Fungi, Glomeromycota, Glomeromycetes, Entrophosporales, Entrophosporaceae. The record is from the annotation of a GenBank genome assembly.
AUGUUCACAUCAAUUAUUUUAUUUUAUAUCGUUUCAACAACUAUAUUUCUUUUUACUUCGUCAAACGAAGCUGUAUGUAUUAAUAAAGCGGUUUAUGAUAGUUGUAGAAAUAUAGGCGACACUAAAUUAGCUUCUUGUCCACCAUCGGAAAUUCAACUUUGUUUUCAACAAUGUCGAGACGAUCUUGAUAUUCAAAACGAAGGAAAAGCCUACGAGCCUGCGGUCCAACAGUUUUGUGGGCUUGCAGCAUCUGUCGCAACAACUUCCUUUGUACCUACUGGUAAUUCUACAUCAUCAUCGUCUGGCAGCAACAUUCCAACAACCACAAUCACCACAAAAACUACUAGUAACGCAAAUAAAUUAUCACUAUCGAAACCAAUUGUGAUGUUUUUAAUUUUCUUGUUAGUUGGUUACAUUGUGAUGGUUUAA